CUAUAAGAGCGAGAUGAUUCGAAGCUCCGGGCUACCAGAGACGUCUCUCCCUCCUCUUCCUCCUCCUCCUCUUUCUCGGCUCCGGCAUCCAGCGACCCCAUCUCUCUCUCUCUGUCUCUCUCUCUCCCUCUCUGCGUCUUUCUCUCCCGGUGUCCCGCUCCUUCCAAGAGCCAGCCGCCAUGCUGCGCCAGUCCAGCGUCUCUUUCCAAAGCGGUGGCCGUAAAGGCUUCAGCGCCGCGUCGGCGGUCACUCCGUCGGCCAGCCGGACUAGCUUCAGCUCAGUCUCGGUGUCCCGGAGCGGCGGCGGCGGCGGCGGGGGCGGCUUCGGCCGGGUCUGCGGCGGGGUCGGCGGCGGGGCCGGCUUCGGCAGCCGCAGCCUCUACAACCUGGGAGGCUCCAAGCGCAUCUCCAUCAGCGGGGGCGGUUUCCGCAGCGGAUUCGGCGGCCGAGCGGGCGGAGGCGGAGGAUACGGUUACGGCGGCGGCUAUGGCUUCGGCGGCGGCGCCGGGAGCGGAUUCGCACUCGGAGGCGGCGCCGGAGGCUUCGGGGGCGGCUUCCCCGUGUGCCCCCCUGGCGGCAUCCAGGAGGUGACCAUCAACCAGAGCCUGCUGGCCCCCCUGAACCUGCAGAUCGACCCCACCAUCCAGCGGGUGCGGUCCGAGGAGCGCGAGCAGAUCAAGACCCUCAACAACAAGUUCGCCACCUUCAUCGAUAAGGUGCGUUUCCUGGAGCAGCAGAACAAGGUACUGGACACCAAGUGGGAGCUGUUGCAGCAGCAGGGGACCAAGACCGUGAGGCAGAACCUGGAGCCGCUCUUCGAGUCCUACAUCAGCAACCUGAGACGCCAACUGGAAUCCAUCCUGAACGAGCGCGGCCGGCUGGAUUCCGAGCUCCGGGGCAUGCAGGACCUAGUGGAGGACUUCAAGGCCAAGUACGAGGACGAGAUCAACAAGCGAACUACAGCCGAGAACGAGUUCGUGAUGCUCAAGAAGGACGUGGACGCCGCCUACAUGAACAAGGUAGAGCUGGAAGCCAAGGCGGACGGCCUGACAGAAGAGAUCAACUUCCUUCGGACGCUAUACGAGGCGGAACUGGCCCAGAUGCAGACGUCUGUCUCCGACACUUCGGUGGUCCUAUCCAUGGACAACAACCGCUCCCUGGACCUGGACAGCAUCAUCGCCGAGGUCAAGGCCCAGUACGAGGACAUCGCCAACCGCAGCCGGACGGAGGCUGAGUCCUGGUACCAAACCAAGUACGAGGAGCUACAGCUGACCGCCGGCCGUCACGGGGAUGACCUGCGCAACACCAAGCAUGAGAUCUCCGAGAUGAACCGCAUGAUCCAGCGGCUCCGGUCCGAGAUCGACAACGUCAAGAAGCAGUGCGCCAACCUGCAAGCCGCCAUCGCCGAUGCGGAGCAGCGCGGUGAGCUGGCCCUCAAGGACGCCCGGACCAAGCUGGAGGAGCUGGAGGCCGCCCUGCAGAAGGCCAAGCAGGACAUGGCCCGCCAGCUGCGCGAGUACCAGGAGCUGAUGAACGUCAAGCUGGCCCUGGACAUCGAGAUCGCCACUUACCGCAAACUGCUGGAGGGCGAGGAGUGCAGGCUGAGCGGAGAGGGCGUCAACCCCGUCAACAUCUCUGUGGUCACGUCCAGCGUAUCCAGCGGCUACGGCAGCGGGGCAGGCAGCGGCUUAGGCCUGGGCGGCGGUCUGGGCGGCGGCCUGGGCGGCGGCCUGGGCGGGAGCAGCGGCUACUCGUACUCCAGCGGCGGUGGACACAGCCUGGGCGGUGGGCUGAGCGUCUCCGCCGGCGGCGGCGGGUUCAGCACCGGGAGCGGCCGGGGUCUGGGCGGGAGCAGCGGCUCUAGCGUCAAGUUCGUCUCCACCACCUCUUCUAGUCGGAAAAGCUACAAGAGCUAAACGCCUUGACCCGCCCGGUGCGCCGGCCCACUGACCCCUCUCCCUUCCCCCACCUCCCACCUCCGCCCCUCUCCUCCAGGCCGGGCGCUCCAGCCGCGGGGGCUGGCGGGCGGUGGGACGGUCUCUCUGUUCCUCAAACUAACCUUCCUCUCUUUCCAACGCCUUCUGCCCCGUUGGGUAGGUGAGAGUUUUGUGCCAUCGGGGAUCUGAGCCUCGCUCCGCGCUCUGCCGCUCACUGCUGUGUGACCUUGGGCAAAUCGCUCAACUUCUCUGGGCCUACUGUCCCCCCUGAUCCUCCUCAUCCCGCCCCUCCCGGGAAAGGGGUGAGAUCGAUGUGGGGGGACGCAGGCUAUACACCGUCAUAAACCCGGUUAAUCGGAGAAAACGUUAAAUCCAGGCCCGGAGAGUUCUAAGCCCAACACUCUGACACUAAAGCUUUCUCGCCCCGCGCCCCCCGCUCGCGCUCCCCUCCCCCAACCCCUGGGUGGUCUCUGCCUCCACCAGAGCCCCCCGCACAGAGAUCACCUUUCCGGGCUGCGGCCCACCACACGCGCUGUUUGGGGAAAAAGGGAGGAGCGU
Tachyglossus aculeatus (Australian echidna) is the source of this 2495-nucleotide messenger RNA. RefSeq names its product keratin, type II cytoskeletal 5-like. The transcript is spliced from 9 exons. Gene Ontology annotation, biological process: keratinization; intermediate filament organization. Gene Ontology annotation, cellular component: keratin filament. Gene Ontology annotation, molecular function: structural constituent of skin epidermis. Bases 180 to 1916 code for a protein of 578 amino acids. NCBI's taxonomy places the organism in Eukaryota, Metazoa, Chordata, Mammalia, Monotremata, Tachyglossidae. The record is from RefSeq and is a predicted model, not a curated record.